GCUGGGACCAACUUUUUGGGCCGGGUGGCAACUCCGACGCUUGAGCUGUGUCGUCUCGAUUUUUUUUCGGUAUUUGUUUGACUUAUUUAAUUUGUGUAAAUCAAAACGAAAAGUUAUGCCCGAAUUGUUUAAACAGCACGCAAGCAGCUAACCGUUCGCCUGGUGUAUGUGCAAAUGCAAAAAUCCAAACUCCCUUCGUUGAAGAUUGGCAUUCGCUAUUAAUUAAAUCAGCAGCAGCAGCAACAGCGGCAGCAACUGAAGCAGAGGGAGCAGCAGAGGCAACCGUAACAACAGCUGAGUGUGAGCGAGUGAGAGAGUGGGUAUGAGAGCAGCAGCCCACAUUUAACUUCCACAACAGUAACAACCAGAACAACAACAAUUGCUUCUUACACCAGCGAGAGCUGCAAAACACCGGCACAACAGCAGCAACGGCGACGGCGACGUCAGCGACAACAACGAUUUGUUGGUAAUUAAAAUCCAACAACAAAAAAAACUAAAGCAGCAGGCACGCGGGCAGAGAGAGAGGCAGUGGCAGUGGCAGUGGCAGAGGCAGAGGCAGAGAACACGGCCCACCAGUCGCAGCGUUGUCGGCGUAUAACGGAACAGAUUCAAUUCGUGCAUUGAUCGUAUCGUGUCGCGUCGCCUGAAGUCGCGUCGUUUAUAAAAAUAGCAAUACGCCAAGGAAACGAACUGAGAGUAGGAGUGUGAGCGGAAGAGAGCCAAAGGAGGGGACAGCAUUGUAUUCUGUGUGGACACAAAACUGUGGAUUUGGAUUACAUUUAAUAACUACAAUAAUAUCAGCAACAACAAACAACUGCUACAAAACUCUUUAAGAGAGAGAGAGAGAGAGAGAGAAAAACAGAGAGAAUCGAACUGAAGCAACAGACGCGCUGCCGCUGCUUGCGUCGCUGUCGCUGCGGAAGUUUCUGAGAACGCCGCCAAAAUUUCACUGGAUAUAAUGGCCAAGGACGAGGAGGAUGAUCUGCUGCCCGAUAAGGAUGCGGCCAAGGGAUUCUAUGCCAAAUAUGAACCCAAGGAAAUAUUGGGCAGGGGCAUUAGUUCGACGGUGCGACGGUGCAUCGAGAAGGAGACGGGCAAAGAGUUUGCCGCAAAAAUCAUCGAUCUUGGUGCCACAACUGAAUCCGGUGAAACGAAUCCAUAUCAUAUGCUCGAGGCAACCAGACAGGAAAUCUCAAUUUUACGCCAAGUGAUGGGCCAUCCCUAUAUAAUUGAUUUACAGGACGUCUUUGAAUCGGAUGCAUUUGUAUUUCUCGUCUUUGAGCUGUGCCCCAAAGGCGAACUCUUUGACUAUCUGACAUCGGUGGUCACACUGUCCGAGAAGAAAACCCGCACCAUAAUGCGACAGAUAUUCGAGGGUGUCGAAUAUAUACACGCCAAGAGCAUUGUCCAUCGCGAUCUGAAGCCAGAGAACAUAUUGCUCGAUGAGAAUCACAAUGUGAAGAUCACAGACUUUGGAUUUGCCAGGCAGCUGCUCGAUGGCGAGAAACUUACAGAUCUGUGCGGCACGCCGGGUUAUCUGGCGCCGGAGACGCUCAAAUGCAAUAUGUUCGAGGGUUCUCCGGGUUAUUCUCAGGAAGUGGACAUCUGGGCCUGUGGUGUUAUCAUGUUCACCUUGCUGGUGGGCUGUCCGCCAUUUUGGCAUCGCAAGCAGAUGGUAAUGCUGCGUAAUAUUAUGGAGGGUAAAUAUAGUUUCACCUCGCCCGAAUGGGCCGAUAUUUCAGAGGACCCCAAAGAUCUGAUACGCAAAUGUCUAGUCGUUGAUCCAGCGCAACGUAUCACCGUCAAGGAAGUAUUAAGACAUCCAUUCUUCAAUCAAAUGGUUCUAAUGGGCGAUUUAACGAUGACACGACAUUCGCCCGCAAUUCGCCCACAUUUAAAUAUUGCCGGACAAUACCUUAUUUAUGGAGAUGCGAAUUCGAACUCGACUGCAAGUUCAAGUCAAAAUCAAAAUCAAAACCAAACACCGCCACAAUUUUGUUAUAGCCAAUUGAACAGCGGCGGAUCGUCCUAUAUAUAUUAUACAAGUGCGCCACAGAGUUCGUAUUCAUCAAAUCGAUUACGUGAUAUUGCGGUCGCCAUUACGCCGGAUACGGAUAGACAGCAGCCGCAGUAUCCGCAUUAUUCACCGGAAGUUGCAACCUCAACAGCAGCAGCAACACCAACAACAACAACGUCCAACAACAACAACAACUUUACCUCAUCCAAGACGUUAACGGCAACUGUUUAUUAUCAGCAACAACAACAACAGCAAUUGCAACAACAGCAACAACAACAACUGCAUACGACAUCAGCAUUAAGAGAGUUACCGCCAGCAGGCGGCGAUAACGAUAACAAUAAUUAUGAGAGCACGGCAAAUGCAAAUGCAAAACAUUUAUUGUUUUAUUCAUCAGUGCAGCUGCGGAAACAAAGUCGCUUCAAUGCGCGCAAAAAGUUCCAAUUCGCCAUAUUAGUGAUACGCGCUGUCAUUAGAAUACGACGCCUGCGCUACACUGCGGAGCCCCUGCACAUCGAGGACGCCAUUCGUGAUCCUUAUCGCGUCAAGGUGCUGCGCAAGGUUAUCGACGGCUGCGCCUUCCGCGUUUACGGCCAUUGGGUGAAGAAGGGAGAGGGACAGAAUCGUGCCGCCCUGUUCGAGAAUACUCCGCGCACCGAACUCCAUGCGCUUUACAUUAACAAUCUCAGUCGAUAGGAAGAAUUAAGCGGA
Messenger RNA from Drosophila innubila, 2725 nucleotides. It is a transcript of the gene PhKgamma, whose product is annotated as phosphorylase b kinase gamma catalytic chain, skeletal muscle/heart isoform. Gene Ontology annotation, molecular function: calmodulin binding; ATP binding; phosphorylase kinase activity. The coding region runs from base 959 to 2710 and encodes 583 amino acids. Gene Ontology annotation, biological process: protein phosphorylation; glycogen biosynthetic process. Gene Ontology annotation, cellular component: phosphorylase kinase complex. The transcript has 10 exons. The record is from RefSeq and is a predicted model, not a curated record. NCBI's taxonomy places the organism in Eukaryota, Metazoa, Arthropoda, Insecta, Diptera, Drosophilidae.